AUGCCAAUUCCAAGUUCAGUGACAUCGUCGUUGAGUGCACGUCAACCGAAUUCGUCCACGACGCCUCCAACCGCAGGCGUACAUCCGUUUGCGCCUUCUCCAAUUCGACCAACUCCGACUCAUCAGAACGCGGCCACUCGAGACGAUAUCCCUCUGUGUCAUUCGUUGUUAGCCGCCACCGAGAUGCACUACAAUGAAACAUUCAAGAAGACACAGGGACUCUUGCACGAUAGGUAA
This is a messenger RNA of Anisakis simplex (herring worm), 237 nucleotides long. Lineage: Eukaryota; Metazoa; Nematoda; Chromadorea; Rhabditida; Anisakidae. The record is from the annotation of a GenBank genome assembly.